AUGACUUCCAAUCUGGUUAACGUUUCGAGACACUCUCGACAGACUAGUGUUACCAGCCUAUCGCAGUUCUAUCACCGGGAUUCUGCAACACUAGGCUUACCAAAGCCAGAUGUGCGCCGGGUCGGCGUUGAGGUGCUGAGACGGGACCUCUGGAUUGGCGGCUUAGAAGCGAUUUCGGGCGAGGAGAGCAGGACCGGGGAAAGGCGCGAGGGAGAGGCGAGGAGAAAGGGGCUUGGGGAGUGGAGGGAGCUCUGUGCGCUCUGGGGCGGGAUGUGGAUUGUCAAUCUUACCAUCAAAGGGAGCCUGCGCGUGAAGCUGCUGCAGACCGAUCCGGGAGAGCCAUCCAGCUCUGCUGCUCCCGAAGGAGCGACUACUUCUGCUUCUGCCUCCGCCUCUGCUUCUGCUUCUCCUCAGCCUCCUCUUUUCUCUCUCCUUCAGCGGACACGGUGUCGGCAAACGAGAGGUGCAUCCUGGACGUCAGGUGCGACUGGGUCCUUCACGGCCUCCUCGCCCUCGAAUCUCUCCGGUAUCUGGAGCUGGAAAUGA
This is a messenger RNA of Drepanopeziza brunnea f. sp. 'multigermtubi' MB_m1, 546 nucleotides long. NCBI's taxonomy places the organism in Eukaryota, Fungi, Ascomycota, Leotiomycetes, Helotiales, Drepanopezizaceae. The record is from RefSeq and is a predicted model, not a curated record.